AUGGCGGACCAAAUGUUGGGGUUUGAGCACAUGGGCCUAGACCCCCGGCUCCUGCAGGCCAUCACGGACCUGGGCUGGUCGCGACCUACACUGAUCCAGGAAAAGGCCAUCCCCCUGGCCCUGGAGGGGAAGGACCUCCUGGCUCGAGCUCGCACGGGUUCAGGAAAGACGGCUGCUUAUGCUAUUCCGAUGCUGCAGCUGCUGCUCCACAGGAAGGCGACAGGCCCUGUGGUAGAACAGGCUGUGAGAGGCCUUGUCCUCGUGCCCACCAAGGAACUGGCAAAGCAGGCACAGUCCAUGAUUCAGCAGCUGGCGACCUACUGUGCUCGGGACAUCCGGGUGGCUGAUGUCUCAGCUGCUGAACACUCGGCCUCUCAGAGAGCUGUGCUGAUAGAGAAGCCAGAUGUAGUGGUGGGGACCCCAUCCCGCAUAUUAAGCCACCUGCAGCAAGACAACUUGAAACUGCAUGACUCCCUGGAGCUGCUGGUAAUGGACGAGGCUGACCUUCUUUUUUCCUUUGGCUUUGAGGAAGAACUCAAGAGUCUUCUCUGUCACUUGCCCCGGAUUUACCAGGCUUUUCUUAUGUCGGCAACUUUCAAUGAGGACGUACAAGCACUCAAGGAGCUGGUACUACAUAACCCGGUUACCCUCAAGUUACAGGAGUCCCAGCUGCCAGGGCCAGACCAGCUUCAGCAGUUUCAGGUGGUCUGUGAGACUGAGGAAGACAAGUUUCUGCUGCUGUAUGCCCUGCUCAAGCUGUCGUUGAUCCGGGGCAAGUCCUUGCUGUUUGUCAACACUCUGGAGCGGAGUUACCGACUCCGCCUUUUCCUGGAGCAGUUCAGCAUCCCUGUCUGUGUGCUCAACGGGGAACUCCCCCUACGCUCCAGGUGUCACAUCAUCUCACAGUUCAACCAGGGCUUCUAUGACUGUGUCAUAGCAACUGACGCUGAAGUCCUGGGGGCCCCUGUCAAGGGCAGACGUCGGGGCAGAGGAGCCAAAGGAGACAGGGCUUCUGAUCCUGAGGCUGGCGUGGCCCGGGGCAUAGACUUCCACCACGUGUCUGCUGUGCUCAACUUCGAUCUUCCACCCACCCCGGAGGCCUACAUCCACCGAGCUGGCAGGACAGCACGUGCUGACAACCCAGGUGUGGUCUUGACCUUCAUGCUGCCUACAGAGCAGGCCCACCUGGGCGAGAUCGAGGAGCUUCUCAGUGGAGAGAAUGGAGCCCCUGUCCUGCUUCCCUACCAGUUCCGGAUGGAGGAGAUUGAAGGUUUCCGCUACCGCUGCAGGGAUGCCAUGCGCUCGGUGACCAAACAAGCCAUACGAGAGGCGAGGCUGAAGGAGGUGAAAGAGGAGCUGCUGCGCUCAGAGAAGCUCAAGACAUACUUUGAAGACAACCCCCGGGACCUACAGCUGCUGCGGCAUGACCUGCCCCUGCAUCCUGCAGUGGUGAAGCCUCACCUGGGCAACGUCCCUGACUACUUGGUCCCUCCUACUCUUCGUGGAGUUGUCCGCCCUCAUAAGAAGCGGAAGAAGGCUUCCUUCUCCUCCCGGAAGGUCAAGAAGGGGAAGACCCAGAACCCACUGCGCAGCUUCAAGCACCGAGGGCAGAAGCCCAGAUCUGCAACAAAGUCCUGAACUCAUCCAGCCCAGCCCCUGGGUGGCCUGGACCCCUCACUGUCUCCUGAGCCCACACUGGGCGGAGCAGCAGCAGACUGUGUCCCCUGGGGCAGGCACAGUAGUGGCCCACAGUGCCACAAGCAAGCCCGGUUUGGCGUUUUGCCCCUUAGAAGAAUAAAGGUUCUAGCUGCUCCUUUGUGCCUUCGGCAUGCGGGAAGGGACUGUCCCCUGAAACCUUGGGAGUAAGGGGAAUGGGCUUUAGGCAGCAGGCUCUGGUUGCUGCCUGCAGUGUCUUGUGUGGCCAGCAGAGGGCAGCCUGUGAUGAACUGAGGCCUGGGCCACGGCGAACUGAAACCUGCCUUUGCCUGCCCAGCUUCUCAGCCCCUUCUGGCCCCUGCUUUGCUCUGGUCCAGAGCCUUUCCUGCCCAGCUCCUGUGGGCUUACUGUCUGAGGUCACGUCUGAGAACCCACCUAGCGGAUAGAUGUGCCUCCUGACCUGGCAACUUGGCAACUACAUUCUACCCCUCAGGGAACAUGUACCCCUAAAAUACAUGCGAAUGGUAAAGUCGAAGGGUCCUAAGAAGAGGAAUCUCCUGUCCCAGCCUCCCAGCAGACUUCCUCAGAGGCAGCUGCUGAUACUGUCUCCUGAGGCUCCUUCCUGAACAGUGUUUUCUACGUGUAAGCACUUGUGUAUACAUCUAAUAAACAUACAAGUGGCAUCAUGGCGCACGC
Molecule: messenger RNA, 2352 nt
Organism: Trichechus manatus latirostris (Florida manatee)
Lineage: Eukaryota; Metazoa; Chordata; Mammalia; Sirenia; Trichechidae
Gene: DDX56
Product: DEAD-box helicase 56
Exons: 14
Coding region: 1-1638 (545 amino acids)
Molecular function (GO): ATP binding; RNA helicase activity; nucleic acid binding
Source: RefSeq, a predicted model, not a curated record